AUGCCUUCAGAUAUUCUGGCUCCAGAGGACAACACGACCAUAAAGAAGGCCGUUCCAGGUCUCGAAAUAUUGGCAUCGACGGCAGCUCGAGUAUACGAGGCCCGAAGUGGCUAUGAAUGGACAUAUACUCAGAAAUGUGGUGCUAUAGUGCUCACACGGGACGCAAACACACGCCAAACUGCUCUGAAACUGGUCGAAUUGGGCACUAAACGAGGUGUCAUUUGGCAAGAGACGAUUGGGUCGGAUAUACAGUAUUAUCAGGAAAAGCCAUUCUUUCAUUCGUUUGUUGGACAGAAUUACAUGAUUGGAUUGUCGUUUGCUGAUGAGUAUGAGGCAUCGGCAUUCUUUGACCAAGUUCAAGGAAGGAAUUCUGCAAGAUCAAGUACUGUGGCACCUGCUGCAUCGAUACCUAAAUCCUCAAGCACAAAGGACAUUAGUAAAGAGACCAAGAAAGAAGCUGCCAAAGCCGAAAAGAAGGAGAAGAAGAGCAAGAAGGGCGGCAAGAUUGAUAAGAGCAUGAUUGGAGCUCCUAUGGAUUUCAAACACGUCUCAGGUGUCGGAUAUGACAAAAAGACUGGAUUCAGUGCCCAUAAUAUUCCUCCUGAAUGGAAGCAAAUCUUUGCUAAAGCUGGCAUCACUGAAGACCAAUUGCAAGAUCGAACUACAGCAAAAGUUGUUCGCAAGUUUAUGCAGCAGCAUGGUGGAGUUCAGCCUACAAGGAGACCUCCACCGCCUCCUCCUGGUGCUUCAGCUGUAAAACGUCCACCACCUCCACCGCCUCCGUCGCGAGGAAGUAGACCACCACCGCCACCACCUCCUAGUAGAGGAGGAGGAGGAGCUCCAGCAACAGAUAAUUUUAAUUCUUAUACUCCACCACCGCCUCCAAGACCAGUAACAACAGGAGGAGGAAUGGCUCCGCCACCUCCAGCAAGAGGUGCUGCUCCUCCACCACCAGCUCGACCAUCCGGCGGCGGUGCACCUCCACCUCCUCCACCACCACCCCCACCCAACUUUGGUGGUGCUCCAUCAUUCAGCAGUGGUGGUGGCGCUCCACCUCCACCACCUCCUCCACCACCAGGAUUUGGCGGCGGUGGUGGUAACUCGUUUGCACCACCGCCACCUCCACGUGGUGGCGGCGCUCCCAUGGCUCCUCCUCCUCCACCAGCAUUUGGCGGUGGUGCUGACGGUCGCGUCGAUUUAAUGGCUGCUAUCCGAGGCGCACAAGCAGUUGGUUUGAAACAUGUCGAUCCUAGUGAUGAGCCUGAAGAGGAGGCUGGGGGAGAUGAUUUGGCAAAUGCUUUGAAGGCUGCACUGAUGGCGCGUCGUAAUAAGACUGGGGAUUCUGAUUCAGAUGAGGACGAUGAUGAUGAAGAGGAAGAGUGGGAUGAUUAG
Molecule: messenger RNA, 1392 nt
Organism: Synchytrium microbalum
Lineage: Eukaryota; Fungi; Chytridiomycota; Chytridiomycetes; Synchytriales; Synchytriaceae
Exons: 8
Coding region: 1-1392 (463 amino acids)
Biological process (GO): actin filament organization
Source: RefSeq, a predicted model, not a curated record